GCGCCGCCGCCGGGGCGGGCGCGGGGCGGGCGCGGCAGUGACGGCACCGCGCGGCGGAAGCGGAAGUGCGGGAGCGGGGCGCGCGCCGGCGGGCCGCGAUGCUGUCGCUGGACUUUCUGGACGAUGUUCGGCGCAUGAACAAGCGGCAGGUGCGGGGCAGCUGUACUACCAGGUGCUGAACUUCGGCAUGAUCGUCUCCUCCGCCCUCAUGAUCUGGAAAGGGCUGAUGGUGGUGACGGGCAGCGAGAGCCCCAUCGUGGUGGUGCUGAGCGGCAGCAUGGAGCCUGCGUUUCACAGAGGAGAUCUCCUGUUCCUCACAAACCGAAUCGAAGAUCCAAUCAGAGUGGGAGAAAUCGUCGUCUUUAGGAUAGAAGGAAGGGAAAUUCCUAUAGUCCAUCGCGUCCUGAAAGUUCAUGAGAAGCACAAUGGCGACAUCAAAUUUUUGACGAAGGGAGACAACAACGCCGUUGAUGACAGAGGGCUGUACAAACGAGGACAGCACUGGUUGGAGAAAAAGGAUGUCGUAGGACGAGCGAGAGGAUUUGUGCCCUAUAUCGGAAUAGUGACUAUCUUAAUGAACGAUUAUCCAAAAUUUAAGUAUGCAGUCCUCUUUUUACUGGGUUUAUUUGUGCUGGUCCAUCGAGAGUAGCCUUUUGCCCUGAGGUACAAGGUGAAGGUGCUGGGGAGUUUUUUUUGACAAACGUUUGAAGAAGACAACAGUUGGAUGUGCCAGGAGGAAGAAGAAAACAUGCAUUUCAAAGCUUCUUGCCAGUUUGGGUUUGUUUUGUUUUUUACUGCGUAAGGCCAAGUGUUUGUCACAGUAUUUCCAAUGGUUUGUCACAUUUUAGCAUUUUUAGUGAGUUUUUAUAAUAAAAAUUGAAGCCAGGUCA
Colius striatus (speckled mousebird) is the source of this 890-nucleotide messenger RNA. It is a transcript of the gene SEC11A, whose product is annotated as SEC11 homolog A, signal peptidase complex subunit. Gene Ontology annotation, molecular function: serine-type endopeptidase activity. Gene Ontology annotation, cellular component: signal peptidase complex; membrane. The coding region runs from base 188 to 649 and encodes 153 amino acids. The transcript is spliced from 6 exons. NCBI's taxonomy places the organism in Eukaryota, Metazoa, Chordata, Aves, Coliiformes, Coliidae. The record is from RefSeq and is a predicted model, not a curated record.